Molecule: messenger RNA, 3888 nt
Organism: Microplitis mediator
Lineage: Eukaryota; Metazoa; Arthropoda; Insecta; Hymenoptera; Braconidae
Product: protein fem-1 homolog A
Exons: 9
Coding region: 337-2274 (645 amino acids)
Molecular function (GO): protein binding
Source: RefSeq, a predicted model, not a curated record
UUUAACUACAUCACUGUAUCACUACACACAUCACACAUGAACAAUAAACCAAUUGACAUUGACAACUAAAAUCCACUCCACCGUUAUUUCCAUUGUCAAUAAACUGUUUAAAUAAUAAUUACAAUAAAACUGAUAUUUAAAUUUACUAAUUACACGCGAAGCAGAGGUUGGACUUAACUGUCAAGGUUACGUCUCGGUAAUAUUUAUUUUAACGUCGGAAAAUCAACAAUCUGGCCGCAGUAUCUCAGAUUUUUAAAAAAUGAGUGAAUGUAACUGACAGUUGUCAAUUUUUUAAAUUUCUCAAAGUAAAUAAAUAAAACGUAAUUAAUAAUUUCUAUGUGGCUCCAUGAAUAUUCGACCUGCCCAAUGGACCAAUUAUUUGAAGAUUUAGUGAAAGAAUUAAAGCACAUAGCACCUGGAGCGCGUCUGUCCUAUUCAAUAAGAAAUCGUCUGGAGCAUCAAAAAAAAUUUAUACGAAAAGAAAUAGUGAAUCGCAUAAAAGAUGACUGCGCUCCGUUAUUUAUUGCCUGCAAAAGCGGUCACGUGGAGAUUGUGGAAUAUCUGAUAACAGUAUGCAAUGCUGACAUUGAGCAACGUGGGAUGUAUGAAGUACCUGACGAUAGAUCUGUUCACUUCGUAACACCUUUAUGGUGUGCUGCUGUUGCUGGUAAACUGCCUGUAUUGAAGUGUCUUGUGUCCCAUGGUGCUGAUGUCAAUGCAGUGUCCGACACUGGCUCGACACCCGUAAGAUCCGCCUGCUUUAUGACACACUUAGAUAUUGUGGAGUAUUUAGUUGAAAAUGGUGCUGAUAUUCUGCUAGCAAAUUAUAAUGGAGGCACAUGUUUAAUAAAUUCUGUUCAAAGCGUCGAGCUGUGUACAUUUUUAUUGAGAAAUGGUAUUGAUGUUAAUGCAAGAGAUAUACAAAAUAAGACUGCUUUACAUUAUGCAAUACAAGAGCAUAGAUUUGAAACAACAAAAUUACUUUUAGCGUACAACGCUGAUCCACAUUUGAGAUCAAGAUAUAACGAUGAUGCAUUGCAGACCGCGUGUCUCAAGGAGGCCACGCAAAUAUUCGAUUAUUUAAUCGAGAACGUGCAUUAUUCACCAGAAAGUCUAGCAAAUGCCCAUGAGUUAAUGGGCUCGACGUUUUUUGAUGAACAUAACGAUGCACAGACGGCAUUAAAGUACUGGCGCAAAGCAAUGGCGAUAAGAAACGCCAAUCUAGUCGAUGAUUUACCACUGCCGAAGAAACCACAGAUGCCAAAGAGAGAUUGUUUUAGAAAUAUCGAGGAAUUUUCUACCCUAGAUGAACUCAACGCUAUCGCAUAUGAUCUUGACGCCAUACGGAUCCAGAGCUUGUUAGUUUGCGAGCGAAUACUCGGUGAGCAUCACAAAGACACACUUUAUAGACUGAUGUAUCGGGGUGCUGCUUACGCUGACGCUUUGCGAUAUCAAUAUUGCAUUGAUUUAUGGCGACGUGCAUUAGAAAUUCGUGUUAAAAAUGAUUCCAUACUUUUUACUGAUACCUGUUUUACGGCACAAGCAAUUGUGAGAAUAAUGAUUGAUUUAAAUGAAUCAAUGGAACCUAAUGGUGAUAAAGAAGGCCCUAAAUAUUCAGAUGUUGUUGGUGUAUUUGAAUUACUGUCAUGUCAAAUUAUUGAAGCAAGACAAUGGCUUCAGCAACAUCCGAUUCAUAGAAAACAACAAGACAAUUACGACCGUAUAUUAAAAUGUGUAACACAUUUGAUAUAUUUAUUAAUACAAACAGCACAAACGGAUGAACAGAAAGCGGAAACGCGUCAACUUGUACAUAAAUUCGUUAAGCAAAAUCCCCGAUCAGCAUUUACUGGGGAUACGUUAUUACAUUUAUGUCUGUCGAGUAUAAAUACUAUUUCAUCGAGUUAUUUUAAUUCGGAAAUUACUCAGGUAAUCUUCCCAGAAAUAGAUACCGUGACAUUAUUACUAGAAUGCGGCGCUCAUGUAAAUGCUAAAAAUGAAUUACGUUCAACUCCACUUCACGUCGCAAGUAAUGUUUACAAUUUUCAAAACGAGCUAAUUAAAUUAUUACUAGAUUACGGAGCACAUUUGGAUACUCCGAAUUAUAUUGGAGAUACACCCGCCCGUUUCAUAAGAAAAAAUCCUCACAAUAGUGUAAAUCUCGUUAAUUACAUGACACUUUGCUGUUACGCAGCACAAGCGAUAUUGAAACACAAAAUUCCGUGCAAAGAUUUGCCCGUGACGUUGCAUGAAUUUUUGGAAUUUCAUCGGGAGUAAAAAUAAUUAAAAUUAAAACUGAACUUUAUCAGUCUUAUCAAUAAAACGCGAAUUAAACGGUAAAGGAUCAAUAUAAAUAUAUACAUAUAUUUACACGUAUUAAAUAAAAGAGACAAAAAAAGAGAAUUAAUAAAUUUCUAAGUAUUGGCUUUAGUUAAUUACUAAUUAAUUAAAUAAUUAAAAAAAAUUUAUAUCGUUAAAUAAUUUUUAAAGACUGUUUUGUUAAUUUUUAUUGUUUCUCUUUGUCUUUAUUACCAUCACAUUAAUUUUAUUAAAACAAAUAUAAAAAACAUCACAUAAUUAUCGUUACUAAAAAUAUCAAAUAUAAUUAAUUAUUAAUUAAUUAAUUAAAUUUAUACUAAGAAAGAUCUAAUGUAAGAUCUGAGUGAUAAUAUACAUUUUAAGGGAUAGUUAUAAUAUAAAUAAUAAUAAAAUAUAUGUGUUCGCGUUACAAAAAUAUGACACAUUGUUCAAAAUAAUUUUUUUUAUUUGUAAAUUUAAAAUUUUUUAAAUUUCAGUGCUAAUACUUUUUUACAUUUAAAUUAUUUACAAUUAUAAUUAUAAAUUAUUGUCAUAGUUAAAUUUAUUGAUAGAUCGAUUAUCAUUAUUAUUAUUAUUGAUAUUUAUAAUAAAUUUACGGCUUAAUAAAUUGAGCAAUUUAAUGAACAUAUAUUUAUAUUUAUACAGUAUGAAAAAAUAUAAAUGUAAUGACUAAUAACCAGGUGGUUGUUGUUAUAGUAACGGCAUUACUGCUACUGACACGUAUGUAAGCAUCGACUACGUGAAUUUUCGAGCCCAUGUUCGCGUGCGUAAAUGAAUUGUAGUAAACAGUAUCAGGCCAACUUGAAUUAGGAGUUACUUCUAGUACUCCACCGUCACCUUAAAUUUAAAAAAAAAUUACAACAGGCUGCUAGUAAUUAAUUAAUUAAUUAAUUAAUUUAAAAGUAAAAAAUAAAUUACCUGAUUCGCAAGUAUGAAUUAAUGUACGAUUAAAUUUUUGAAAGGAUUUAAAAUCAUCGUCGAGCCGACGAUCACGAUCUCCAUGUUUGCUAACACAGAGUGGACCGACGGCAGUAGGUCUUGGUCUACCUCGGCGCGUAAAUUCGACACCGGCUAGUACUCUGACUUUAGACUGAGCGACAUCUGAUAAUCUGUCAUACCCACCGUGUGGCUCGUCGGUGAUAAUCAAUGGGUGAUAAAAAUUAGGACUGUGAGGAUUAUUCCCGCCGUAUACACGGAAACUGUACGUCAAUCCCCGUCGUAAAUAUAAUUCUGGCGCCAUCAGCCCGUUUAUAUACCAGACGUACCCCAUCGACGUGUGUCCGGUCAUUCCUUGGUAGCCUUUUUUUCCACCAGAAGGUCCUAUCGUUCCUUUGAAUGUCCUGAUGCUGCGGUCAAAUAUAUCCAGUUUUUCCCAGGGUUCUACAAGUUUUUUAUUUAUUUCCGUAAAAUCAACGCAGGUAUUUUCGGGCUCGACUCGAUUCAACUCAAGUCUCAAACUUGUUUUCGGAUAAUAAUCAUGAAAAUUCGGUUCUUUAUUUUCAUCUAAACGACCUAGGGCCCAGACUACAUAAACAGGACGGUCUGUUGGAAAUUCUUUGUCUCCAGAAUCAG